AUGGCAGGCUCGCGAUCCGGCCGGAGACAGACACAAAGCAAGCAGGGCUGGAAAUCACGAGAGAAACUAGGCCCACCCCCACCCACCCCUACCCCACCCCCACCCCUGCCUCAGGAAGGUUCCAGGGGAGAACCUCCCGCCCCCACCUCAGGAAGGUUCCAGAGAAGAACCCCGCUCCCACUCCAUCCAGGUCACAAGGGCUGGAGCUCCGAAGGGCCCAGGCCCCCUGAGCCAGGCAUAGAGGAGGAGGUCCGAGGAAAGAUGGCCGGCAGUCACCCCUACUUCAACCUGCCCGACUUCACCCAGCCAUCGCCGCCCUCCACUCCUCCCAGCCUCCCCUCGCACCAGCGCUGCCGGCCCUCCGAUGCCACCAAGGGCCUGCUUGUGGCCCUGCUGGGUGGGGGCCUGCCCGCUGGCUUCGUGGGCCCCUUCUCUCGUAUGGCUUACCAGGCUUCCCACUUCCCCUCGCUGGAGCUGCUCAUCUGUCGAUGUCUCUUCCACCUCCCCAUUGCGCUACUACUUAAACUGCGCGGCGACCCUCUGUUGGGACCUCCCGACGUCCGGGCCCGGGCCUGCCUCCACGCCCUGCUCAACGUCCUCAGCAUCGGAUGCGCCUACAGUGCGGUUCAGGUGGUGCCGGCCGGCAACGCUGCCACGGUCCGCAAGGGCUCUUCCACAAUGUGCUCUGCCCUCCUCGCCCUCUGCCUCGAGAGCCAGGGUCUCAGCGGCUACGACUGGUGUGGCCUGUUGGGCAGCACCCUGGGACUCAUCAUCAUUGUGGGACCGGGACUAGGGACGCUGCAGGAGGGGACCACGGGCCUCUACACCGCCCUGGGCUACGUGCUCGCCUUCCUGGGUGGCCUGGCGCUGUCGCUGGGGCUGCUGGUAUACCGCUCUCUGGACUUCCCCUCUUGCCUCCCGACGGUGGCCUUCCUGUUUGGCUUGGUGGGGCUGGUGGGCUCUGUGCCAGGCCUCUUUGUACUGCAGACCCCUGUGCUGCCCAACGACCCUCUGAGCUGGAGCUGCGUGGGGGCGGUGGGGAUCCUGGCCCUGGUCUCCUUUGUGUGCGUGAGCUACGCGGUCACCAAGGUCCACCCCGCCCUGGUGUGCGCCGUCCUGCACUCCGAGGUGGUGGUGGCCCUGAUACUGCAGUACUACGUGCUCUAUGAGACAGUGGCACCUUCUGACAUCAUGGGGGCAGGGGUGGUGUUGGGUAGCAUUGCCAUCAUCACCGCCCAGAACCUCAGCUGUGAGAAGGAAGGGCAGGUGGAGGAGUGACAUCGAACUUGAGAGCCUGGGGGUUGGGGGUGGGGGGGGGCCGGGGGAAAUAGAAGGAGAAGGAGAGACUGGCAGGCAAGCAGGGGAGGGCACGUGACCGGGAAAGAACUGAAGAUGGGAGAGGGGCACCCCUUGGGAGUCAAGGGUGACCUGGGGACUCAGUGGAGAAGGGACUGUCUGGAAGAGCUGGGACGAGCGUGGGGAUCAAGAGAUCUAGGCUGGGGCUUGGGGAUCAGGACGUGACUGUGGAGUAAGUAAGGUCUGAGGAGCACAUCAAAGGGGUGAGGCAGGCCGGCCGUGAACCACGGGGAGGAUUUUCCCCUCAGUAGCAGACAGAAGAGCACUGGGGCUGGGCUGUUUGGGGCUUUCAGGCCAGCGGACAGAGCCAGCGGCCGGCGUGAGGGAGUGUGCCUUUUUCCCUGAGAGACAGUUUCCUUUCCUCAUGGUUAUGCUCCCCCCACCCCCGGGGUGGUGACGUGACAUUGACAUCAAACAAGGAUCGCUCUGAAUGUG
Herpailurus yagouaroundi (jaguarundi) is the source of this 1791-nucleotide messenger RNA. It is a transcript of the gene SLC35G6, whose product is annotated as solute carrier family 35 member G6. The record is from RefSeq and is a predicted model, not a curated record. Gene Ontology annotation, cellular component: membrane. Bases 1 to 1278 code for a protein of 425 amino acids. Lineage: Eukaryota; Metazoa; Chordata; Mammalia; Carnivora; Felidae. The transcript has 3 exons.